Micropterus dolomieu (smallmouth bass) is the source of this 1902-nucleotide messenger RNA. RefSeq lists its product as uncharacterized. Bases 16 to 1413 code for a protein of 465 amino acids. Lineage: Eukaryota; Metazoa; Chordata; Actinopteri; Centrarchiformes; Centrarchidae. The record is from RefSeq and is a predicted model, not a curated record. The transcript is spliced from 10 exons.
UGCCACCUCUGUCAGAUGCAGCCACAUCCUCCACGGACAGCUCUUGGCGGCCACCAUUUGCCUCUUCUUGCAGACUUUGCAUCUCCAUACCAACUUCAGGACGAGUUUUCUCAACAUCUACAACCAGAAUCUCCACCUACAGACUCUUCCGGCUCCUGCCUGCAGCUUCCACCUCCACCCCCAGACUGUAACAGUUGUUUCUGCCAGAGCCCUGCAGGUCCUGCCUCCACCUGCAGAUUCUGGCAGACAGCUGAGGAUCAAACCUCCACUUACAGCUGCUACAACAGCCUGCAGCCUCCACCUGCCACCUCUGUCAGAUGCAGCCACAUCCUCCACGAACAGCUCUUGGCGGCCACCAUUUGCCUCUUCUUGCAGACUUUGCAUCUCCAUACCAACUUCAGGACGAGUUUUCUCAACAUCUACAACCAGAAUCUCCACCUACAGACUCUUCCGGCUCCUGCCUGCAGCUUCCACCUCCACCCCCAGACUGUAACAGUUGUUUCUGCCAGAGCCCUGCAGGUCCUGCCUCCACCUGCAGAUUCUGACAGACAGCUGAGGAUCAAACCUCCACUUACAGCUGCUACGAAAGCCUGCAGCUUCCACCUGCCACCUCUGGUAACCAGCUGCAUUCUCAGCCACUGCCUUAAGCUUCUUCUAACCAGUUUUAUCUCCAGACUUUACUUGCAGAAUAUAGCAAACACUUACAGCCCUGCCUACUGUCUGCUUCUGACAGUCAGAUGCAGCCACAUCCUCCACGAACAGCUCUUGGCGGCCACCAUUUGCCUCUUCUUGCAGACUUUGCAUCUCCAUACCAACUUCAGGACGAGUUUUCUCAACUCUUCCGGCUCCUGCCUGCAGCAUUCACCAGCAACCUCCAGCCACGGUCUCCACCUCCAGAUUCCUGCAGACAGCUUCAGCCUGACCCUUCACCUACAGCCUCUUUCAGCAACUUGUACUGCCACCUCCACGUGCAGCCCUGCCUUCUGUCUGCUUCUGACAGGUCUUCGGAACCAAACCCUAUACCAACUUCAGGACGAGUUUUCUCAACAUCUACAACCAGAAUCUCCACCUACAGACUCUUCCGGCUCCUGCCUGCAGCAUUCACCAGCAACCUCCAGCCACGGUCUCCACCUCCAGAUUCCUGCAGACAGCUGCAGCCUGACCCUUCACCUACAGCCUCUUUCAGCAACUUGUACUGCCACCUCCACGUGCAGCCCUGCCUUCUGUCUGCUUCUGACAGAAGAGCACUCAGCCAUCAGCAUGAACCUACACGAUAUGGAAAACCACACUGGGAUGCUGAUCUUCAUCUACCAUAAAGAGCUCUUCUUCUUCCAACUAGGCUUAGCACUCAAGACUUCCAGAUCCACCAGGAGCGGAUCAUUAGCUGUGCAGACAAUUCCCUCUACAUCAUAGAUGCUUCCUCCUCCCGAUCCUCCAUGUUCACCACCAACUCUUGCUCCUCUCCCAAGAUGAGAGCGCCCCUUCACGUAUCCCCCUCAUCUCGUCCGUACCAGAAGCUUCUUCAUGCUCUGUCCUCACUCCAGAACUAUACCUGAAGAGUAGCACAUGCCAGCAAGCUAAACAUUUAAUUGUAACUUGCCUGUCACACCUAGAGGGACACUUUCUUUAUACUGAAGACACUGAACUGCAGAAAUCAUCUCUGCUCUCCUGAUUCUGCAUCAACAAACUUUCUGGGAGUUUCUGAAUGACAGAUGUCCUUCUAUUCCAAAAAUUUCUCCCCAAGAACAUGAAAAUCUAAAGGCUGCUUAGACAUAUGUAGUGACUUAAAUUUCCAGCCCGCUCCCUUAAAAGGACUGCCAGUUAGCUUGCUCUGUUAGUGUGACUUGUCAUUAUUCUGUAAGCCUUUGCACUGUUCCUCAAUAAAGUCAAUUUCUGCAGUCA